Molecule: messenger RNA, 1487 nt
Organism: Amaranthus tricolor (Joseph's coat)
Lineage: Eukaryota; Viridiplantae; Streptophyta; Magnoliopsida; Caryophyllales; Amaranthaceae
Product: putative lipid-transfer protein DIR1
Exons: 2
Coding region: 769-1083 (104 amino acids)
Biological process (GO): systemic acquired resistance
Molecular function (GO): fatty acid binding
Source: RefSeq, a predicted model, not a curated record
AUUGUUACUGUUAGUAGAUAGUACAUCCUCUGGUCCUAAAUUGGUGCAAAACUCGACCGAUGAAGCUCAUGUAAUCGGUCACAUAUUGAGACUAUUUAGGGACGGAGGAAGUAUCAAAUUAUUGGAAAAAUUGUUCAGAAAUAAUCCUACGUAUUGCCCAUCUGCUUUAAAUAAUCCCAACUAUUGAUUAUUUCUAAAUAAUUCUACAUUUGCAUAUUUUUUGCUGACAAUACCUCUUGUCACAACUUAAGUCGGCUAUUGUAGGUACUUACCACUAAAAAGGAUUAAGGUUAGAUCAACGAAAAAGCAUUAGGAGGAAUAAGAAUGAGUGUUACAACUAAUAGAUAUUUAUAGUAGCCGGUUAAUAUGUAGAAAGGGGUGUUGUUAGCAAAAAGUAUACAAAGGUUGGAUUAUUUAAAAAUAAUCAUUGAUAGGGAUUAUUCACAGCAGAUAGGCAAUACGUGGAAUUAUUCAGGAUAAUUUUGUCCUGAAUUAUAUGUACAAAUGCUUGAUUUCGAUUCUGUUUUAUGCUACAAUUACUGUUGUAAAGAAAUGAACUUGUUUUUAAGUAUGACUUUGAAGACAUAGAAUUAGAUUUUCAAACUGUUCCACAAAAUAAAGGCAUUGUAUAUGUGAAUAGAGUCAUGAAAAAAAGGCAGAUGUGAGUUAGGAAGGAAAUGCAGAUUGGCAUGAGUCCAUUUUAUUGCAGAUAUAUGUACAAAGUCAUGUUACACUCUAUGUGUAUUAUAUUUCUAAUCUUAUUAUAUCAUGAAGACUUUUACUUGUUUGAUAGCCAUGGUGUUAAUCAUGACAGUUAUGGUAGAUCAGAGCCGAGGGCACAGCUGUGACAGCACGUUCUUCUCGUCACUUGUGCAGCUGAUUCCGUGCAGACGAGCAGUCUCUCCGUUUAGCCCAACCCCGCCAAGUAUGGCAUGCUGCAACGCGGUUAAAGCCUUGGGACAACCUUGUUUAUGUGUGCUUGUCAAGGGUCCUUCGGUUUCUGGUGUUGAUCGUGGGAUGACCUUGCAACUUCCUGAGAAGUGUGCUACCAAUUUUGAUCCAUGUGAAUUAACAAGGAAGUAAAAUUAGACAAGAAAAAAGUUAUGAAGAUACAUUCAGUAACAAAUAAUAAAGAUCCUCCCUAUAAAAUAAUAUAAAGAUCCUUAGGUUUUAUGGGAUAUGAGAAGGUUGCCAAUAAGGGGGGAAAGUAGGAAUUAUUUAGUCAUCUUAUCUUAUUUAGUACUAAAAGUAAGGUGGUGGAUAUAAAGGAGAUGAACUUGAUCAUCAACUAUAACCUAGUUUAAGACUUGUAAUUAUUUAAUUUUCACAUCCUCUUGUGAAAUUAAUGAAAAUACUUUAGAAAAUGUUAACUUCUAGAUUCAGAUUUGACUUUAAAAUUCUUUUCGAUUUUGACUUUAUGUUAAAAUCUAACAUAAUAACCAACUAAACCAAAAAGAUGUUAAAGCCCUCACCCUUCUUACAUAACA